Aspergillus pseudotamarii is the source of this 1530-nucleotide messenger RNA. Its product is annotated as fungal specific transcription factor domain-containing protein. Gene Ontology annotation, molecular function: DNA binding; DNA-binding transcription factor activity, RNA polymerase II-specific; zinc ion binding. Gene Ontology annotation, biological process: DNA-templated transcription; regulation of DNA-templated transcription. The record is from RefSeq and is a predicted model, not a curated record. NCBI's taxonomy places the organism in Eukaryota, Fungi, Ascomycota, Eurotiomycetes, Eurotiales, Aspergillaceae. The transcript has 5 exons. Gene Ontology annotation, cellular component: nucleus. The coding region runs from base 1 to 1530 and encodes 509 amino acids.
AUGGUGACUACGCAGAGUAUUUCCCGACAACGACCUGGUUCCGCCUGCGAGGAAUGUCGUCGACGCAAGGUCCGCUGUGACCGUCGGCGCCCACAAUGCCAAGUGUGCUUUGAGACUGGGAUCGAUUGUAAGAUAAGCACCACGAGACUUCCACGGGGGCCGCGAAAGGGUCAGCUACGUACAUUAAGAACACGAAUCGCUGCUCUUGAACGAUGCCUGGCGGAUCAGCAUCCGGGAAUCAAUCAGCAAAUGGCAGGGCUGUUUGAUGGUUCUGGAGUUGAAUGUGAUUCUGAAGAAGAUUCUCUCCGUGAUAGAACUACACUGCCUGAACAAAUUCCCGAAAUAUGUUCCGACGAUCAGCAAGGAGGUGGGUCGCCACGGUCCCCCAACCCUCAGUCCCGAUCAUGCGGACUAGUCUCCGAUCUAAUGCGCGCAGAUCUAGACCAAUUAUACUUUGAUCGUGUGCAUCCCUUUGCUCCCAUGUUACAGCGCUGGCGCUAUCACGUCUGGGCGAAACAGCCCAGGAAGAGCGAAGCUCAGGUAUGCCUGCAGUAUGCCAUGUGGACGGUGGCCGCUUCCUUAUCGGCCCAUUUUCAAUGUCUCCGAGACACCUUGUACCAGGAAACGCGCCGGAUGUUGGAUGCCAUGGACCUCCAAAGCCCCAUUGGCGGGAUAGUAGCAGUGGAGCAAGCCCAGGCAUGGGUAUUGGUUUCUGUUUAUGAGUACAUGCAACUGUCACCUCAGCAGGCUUGGAUGAGUGCUGGCAGAUGUUGUCGGUUGGUCUUGGGUAUGCGGCUGUAUGAGAUAGACGAUCCUAAUAGCCCGGUAACAAUAGCUCGAGAGCAUGAACCGAACUUAGUGGAUUGGACUGGGCUGGAGGAGCAGCGGCGAACUUUUUGGAUGGCGUAUUCCCUGGAUCGCUUUAUCAGUUUCCACAACGCGCUGCCAUAUACCAUAAAUGAACAGCUGAUUGCGACUCGGCUGCCAACAUCAGAGGAAGACUUUCAAGCUGGUCAUCCUGCAGCAACCCAGUUUCUGUCGGAAGUGAUGACGAGCUACGCAAGCAGCCAUAGCUCUAACGGCCAAGCAUCCUUUAGCGAAAGCGUCAUUAUAGCCACAAUAUGUGGCCGAGCACUCUUGCACAGACAGCAGUCGGCGGUGGAGCAGAUGAAUGGAGAUUUGGCUGAUGGACUGUGGACUCGGCAUCAAUGGUUGCACGAAAUGCUCACCUAUCGGAUCCAGGUGCUCUCCGUGUCAGCUCAUGUCGACCCAAUGCUCAUUUUCGCGAGGACUGUAGCGCAAACCUUGGUUCUGUUUCUACAUAGCGUAUUAGAGGGGAUAACAUGGACGACAGGCGAGCAUUUGCUAGGUAUCUUCGAGUACGAGCGUCUUUGCGUGAUGGCGGCGCACGAAGUUGUUAGCUUAGUAAAGCUACAGGGGCAAUUAGGAUAUUUCAAGGAACUGCAUGAGUGCCUGCAGGAUUUAGAUCGAGUGAAGAAUCUGAGCCAGAGUCCUGGGAUACCUGUUUAA